AUUGUCGGAAAGCAAAGUUUUAUUUUAAAUAAGUAAUAGAAUAUUUAAUAAAAUUCUACCUCAGUCAUAAUUUACAACUAUUGUCUAAUUGCACAACAUGUAUUCUUUUCACUGGAGUUCGACUUAAAUCUAUAAAAUUUAUCUACCAAAAAUUCAGUGCACAGUGAGAGAUCGAUCGCAUUUGUGUGAAAAUGUCUCAUGUACAGUACACGAUGCCUGGUGAUCCUCGUUUGGUCGAUCAACUAGUCUACGAGCUCAAGUCCAAGGGUAUAUUUGAUAAGUUCCGCAAGGAGUGCAUGUCGGACGUGGACACGCGGCCCGCGUACCAGAACCUGCGGCAGCGCGUGGAGGGCUCCGUGGCGGGCUUCCUCGCGCGCACGCCGUGGCGCCCCGGCCUCAACAAGAACCAGCUCAGGGAGAAGCUCCGGAAACACAUACUUGACGGCAACUACCUGGAGCAGGGCGUGGAGCGCAUCGUGGACCAGGUCGUCAACCCCAAGGUGGCCUCCGUCUUCAUACCACAGGUAGAGGAGCUGGUGUACAGCUACCUGGGCAUCCCGCGGCGGCGCGGCGCGGGGGCGGCGGGGGGCGCGGGGGUGGCGGGGGGCGCCGGGGGGGCCGCGAGGGGCGCGGGGGGGCUGCUGCCGCCCGACCUGGAGGCCGUGAGCCCCGGCUCCGUGCACAGCGACGAGGACAACAAAGAGGAGCAGGCCAUGGACACUUCUUCCACCGACCCCGGAGACAAGAUGGAAGUUGACGUCCAAGCGAAGGAGGAAAUCAAAGACGAAGUGACUGAAGCGGAGAAGGAGGAGACGCAGCUGUCCGGAAUUAGUGACCUUACGUCUCACGGCUCUGAUAGUGCAGAUGUAGAACACAAGCCAGAGAACAAGCUCGCCGGGUACACCAUACCCAAGAUAGAUCUCGCCAAGAUUGAACUGCCCAAGGACUCCGAUAUACCGCUGCCCGAUGCACCCAUGCCUGAAGACAAUGACGUGCCAGCGCCAGACAAGGACGAGAAGACGUUUAAACCUAUCAACAGCGAUGACGAAGAUUCCAGCUCCGACUCGUCAGAUCUGAGAAGAAAUAUGUCGCCGCUCACUCCAGUGAGAAACUUCGAUGACGAGAACUCUUGCGACGCGCAACAAGCCUUCGAGGACAAUCCGCGGGAAAUCAAACAUGAAGACAAUAAAGAACCGGCCAACUUCAGGUUCUCCAUUGAAUCCAAGUCCGAUGAAAACAAUUCCGAUGUUAAAACUGAAAAAAAAGAAGCGGAGAGUACAAACUUGGCAUAUCAGUUCGAGAAUCAAGUGAACAUAAACAAGUUCGCCACGCCAGUGUACGAGGAGAGUUCAAACAGCAACAAUCUGCAGAUAGAUUACGAGAGUGACGCCAACAGCAAGACCAACACUGAGGUGAAACCACCCGUGGAACCAGAGCAGUCGUCACAGGAUGUGAAGAAGAAGGAGAGAAAGUCGGAGGAGAGGAAGAGUUCUCACAAGUCGUCGAGUCGCUCUCGAGACUCGCGCCGCCGCUCCGAGUCCAAGCACUCCCGAGACAAGCGAGACGACAAGAAACCUCGCGACGAACACAGCUCCAAAUCCAAGUCAUCAUCGAGCCAUCGCGACAGAUCGCGCGAUAGGAACGACAAGAAAGACGACAGAGAGUCGUCGAGACAACGGACCAGCUCGUCACACAAGAGCUCGAGCCAUCGCUCUGGACACCGACACUCCAGCAGACCUGACGAUAAAAAGUCAUCUUCCAGCAAUCGGGACAGAAGCGAAAAAUCCAGCUCUAAAGACCACAGAUCCUCGAGAGACUCUAAAAGCUCCCACAGGUCAGACAAGGACAGGAAGAGCAGCGGUUCCAGUAGCCGGAGCAAGAACGAGAAGGAUAAAGAGAAGAAGGAGAAGAAGGAGCCGGACGACCACCACAGCGCGUCGGGGCGGGGCCGCGCAAGGAGGGACACCGACCGGGACUCCAACGACGGACACAGCUCAUCUUCCAAGUCCUCACACAACCACGUCAGCUCUAAAACCACCGACAGCAAGAAGGAAAACAAGGACGGGUCAAAGCCGAGUUCUACCAGCAGUGGUACUAGUCCGAGCGACGGCGAGCGGCGCCCCACGGGCGGCUCGCGGGCGCGGGACGCCCUGCUGGCGCGCCGCGUCGUGCGCGUGGAGCACCUGGACGCCCCGCCCCCCUCCCCCCGCCUCGCCAUGCCCGAGGUCGUGCUAAAAAAGCCUAAAUUCGCCUCGAAUCUACAAGAAGCGCGGCAAAUGAUGAAGAUGCGUAAGUUCUUGGAUGAGGAGCAGCGGCGGAUGAACCAGGAGGCGGCGCUGCUGCUGGAGUUCCAGGCGCAGGAGCGUCCCCCCGGCCCCCGCGCCCCCGGCCCCCGCACCGCCCCCCGCACCCCCUGCGGUCCCGAGCUAGAGUUCGCAUGUGUCAACCACGCAGAAGACAUCUCACAUGUUGAUACUGUCGCACAAGAAACGGAGACUGAGCAUAGGGUUGAGGAUCAGGAAGCACAGAGAACAAACACAGACGUGAUGUCUUUCAAUGAUGAGGAGGAGACCAUAGAGUCGAUCGCGGAAAUACAGAAGGAGGUGGAUAAUAUCACUAAUUUCAUGGACACUGACGAGGAGAAUAGCAGUAUGGAGGCAGAUGGUAACGUCACUGCUUACGAAAUAGAGACAAAGACGGAUUACUUUGCGCAGAUUGAAGAAAAUAACAAAGAGGCUAACACGAAUCUUAACGAUUUCAUAGACAAGAAGAUGAUUAAUGACAUAAUCGGGGUCCCGGAAGAGAUGCCCGCGGUAGAACAGAACGGCGAAUUACAGUUCUUCGGUCAACUGGAGAAAUACAACGCUGAAUUAUACAGCGACCAAUACUCCAAGUUCCUCAAAGCGUUCACAGAGAACGCAACUAGAAAACUGUUUCUUGUCAACUGCGACAUUUACAACGAAAACGUGUUCAAAAUGGCGGCACAAGAACUGGGCGGGUACGACGUCGUAUCCUUACACAAGAAUGGCCACAUCAAGCUGCCUAAAGCUACAAUAGACAUAGACUUCACCAACAAAGAAAUAGUCAUACCAAUAAAGACCGAAGAAGCGAUGAAAUCACCUUCAGAGUGUAUUCAGUUGUUAAGCCCCGCGCGGUCCGACAGAUCGCUGGACGUGUCGGGCGACUGCGCGGGCCGGUUGGACGACUGGUCGGGCGACUACGCGGCCAGGUUGGAAGACAUGUUGACCACCACGUCUCGCCAGCAGGUCAUGGAGAUCAUACUCGGCGGGGUUAUAGCGGACGGGUCUCCGAGCAAGAUGCCUCGGAUCGCGAUCUGUGCAGAGAGCCGCAUUGAGACUUCCCACAAGCGCAGUGGUGACCCCGACGUGGAGUUGUCCCUAGCCGGGUGCAACCGCAGAGACCCGGACAAUACAUCCCUAGCGAGCAAGUGUAAUGGUGACCCCGACAUGGAUCCAUCCCUAGCGGCGAUCAAGCGGAGUGGUGACCCCGACAUGGAUUCACCCCGAACGGGGAUCAAGAGGAGUGCCGGUGGUGACCCUGACAACAACAACCGACAGGUGCUCACGCCGAACAAGAUCAGGAAGAUCAGUGGCUCGGAUCAAAUCACUUCCACUACAGAAGAAACAGAGGAGCUCACAAACAGCCUGAGAAGCACGAACAUCAUCUCGAAGUCCAAGUACCUGGGCAAGGCGCGGCGCGUGGGGCUGCCGCGGCCACGGAAGACAGUGCACGCCAACAGCCCGUCGAGCGACAAGUCGGUGGAGAACUACGAGGACUCCCCCCCGCCCCCGCGCCGCGCCCCCCGCGCGCCCGCGCAGCGCUACGACACCAGCGACCUCUACAAGCCGAAACUGCACUUCCUGUCGCGCCGGAACAACGUCACUUAGGCCGCGGCCGCCAUCUUGUUCUUAGAAUUUCGAAGGAUGUCGGGACGUUGAUUGGCCGCGAGCCAGACGGCACAGUGCUGCGCUCUAGUGUGCAUACAUUUGUCAUGAGUCAUGAGGAUAGAAAUAAUAGUCGGGUUUGGAAAUGAGUGAAGAGAUACUUGGUGGUGAAAUGGCGCACUUCACAGCUGUACUACCUCUGUAUUUUGAAUAUUUAAUAUGAUUUGUAAAUUCGGAUAAAGGGUGAAGAUUAGAUAGUUGAGAGUUUGAGCGUAUUGUAACAUGAUUGUAACCGUCCUUGUAAGGCACGUAACACGUAAGUAUAGGAGGGAAUUGAAUAGGAAAUAAUAUUGUCCUUGGUUAUUCCUCAAAGCAUGAAGACGUCUAUAACCAUGGAAUCCUGUCGGUACAUCAUUCGAAAGUGUGGGUCAUACAGCAUUUGAUGCUUUAUUCACGAGGGUUGUGUCCAGCAGUGGAUAAUGAUGACAAAUAAGUAAAUGUC
Messenger RNA from Plutella xylostella (diamondback moth), 4407 nucleotides. RefSeq lists its product as uncharacterized. The record is from RefSeq and is a predicted model, not a curated record. Gene Ontology annotation, biological process: replication fork processing. Lineage: Eukaryota; Metazoa; Arthropoda; Insecta; Lepidoptera; Plutellidae. Gene Ontology annotation, cellular component: Set1C/COMPASS complex.